GGCCGGGCGAGUCGCGGGCGGGUCGGGUCCGGUCUGCGCGGCAGCAUGGAGGCGCCGCCCGUCACCAUGAUGCCCGUCACGGGCGGCACCAUCAACAUGAUGGAGUACCUGCUGCAAGGCAGCGUUUUGGACCAGAGCCUGGAGAGCCUGCUGCACCGGCUGCGCGGGCUGUGCGACAACAUGGAGCCCGAGAGCUUCGUGGACCACGAGCUGGUGUUCCUGCUGAAGGGGCAGCAGGCGAGCCCGUUCGUGCUGCGCGCGCGGCGCGCGCUGGGCCGCGCCGGCGCGCCCUGGCACCUGCGCUACCUCGGCCAGCCCGAGAUCGGCGACAAGAGCCGGCACGCGCUGGUGCGCAACUGCGUCGACAUCGCGACCUCGGACAACCUGACGGACUUCCUGGUGGAGAUGGGCUUCCGCAUGGACCACGAGUUCGUGGCCAAGGGGCACGUGUUCCGCAAGGGCAUCAUGAAGAUCGUCGUGUACAAGAUCUUCCGCAUCCUAAUGCCGGGCAACACGGAGAGCAUCGAGCCGCUGUCUCUCUCCUACCUCGUCGAGCUCAACGUGGUGGCGCCAGCGGGACAGGACGUCGUUUCCGACGACAUGAGGAACUUUGCUGAGCAGCUAAAGCCGUUAGUUCACCUGGAAAAAAUUGACCCGAAAAGGUUAAUGUGACCGAAAGGCUGGACAGUUACAGCAGCGGUGGUGCUAAUGUUUCCAGAGGCUCCUCCUUCAAAACGCCUUCCUAGGGCAAAUCAGAACUGGUGGAGGGGAAUAAAGGAUUACACACUGAUGUUU
Molecule: messenger RNA, 795 nt
Organism: Rhea pennata
Lineage: Eukaryota; Metazoa; Chordata; Aves; Rheiformes; Rheidae
Gene: MED18
Product: mediator complex subunit 18
Exons: 2
Coding region: 46-672 (208 amino acids)
Biological process (GO): termination of RNA polymerase II transcription; regulation of transcription by RNA polymerase II
Cellular component (GO): core mediator complex; mediator complex
Molecular function (GO): transcription coregulator activity
Source: RefSeq, a predicted model, not a curated record